CUUACGCUGCGCACGACCUUGUUGGAUCGAAUUGAGUGUUUGGAGCAAAGUGGUCGGCAAGAGAUUCCGUGGAAUGAGGUAGCGACCAACGACGAACUGUAGCUCGCAUCUCGACGGUGGGCUUUGGUGUCACUGCGCUUCUCUCCCUCUUUCGGCCUUGAUACUCGAUGACAGUUUCAAUCAUCCAGUAAUAUCAAAGAAAAAAAGAAGGAGAAACUUGCAUCAUUGGUACUAGCUUCCCUGCAGAAAAGGGCGCAGCAUAUUAUCCAACAUGGACAACUUCGAGAAGCAUGGCUUGAACGAGGACGACUUUGGCGCAAAGACGGGCAUCGUCAGCGCCUUUGAUGCAUUCCCUAAAUCCAAGCCGCAGUAUGUGACGCAGACGUCUGGUGGUGGCAAAUGGACUGUUGCCAUGCUCCUCAUCUCCAGCAUAUUCAUGUGGACUGAGCUGGGCCGCUGGUGGCGCGGAAUCGAGGCCCAUACGUUUGCUGUCGAAAGGGGCGUCGGGCACGACAUGCAAAUCAAUCUCGACAUCGUCGUCAAGAUGCACUGCGACGAUCUGCACGUCAACGUCCAGGACGCCUCGGGGGAUCGCAUUCUUGCUGCGGACAAGCUGGCUCGCGAGGCCACCACCUGGAGCCAGUGGGUCGAUGAAAAGGGCAUGCACAAGCUCGGCAAGAAUGAGAAUGGCCAACUCGACACGGGCCUUGGCUGGCACUCGAAGCACGACGAGGGCUUUGGCGAAGAGCAUGUUCAUGACAUUAUUGCCCUCACUCAGAGGAGGGCCAAGUGGGCGAGGACUCCUAGGCCCAGGGGAAAGCCGGACAGCUGCCGCAUGUUUGGAAGCAUGGACUUGAACAAGGUGCAGGGAGACUUUCAUAUCACGGCCAGAGGCCACGGCUACAUGGGAAUGGGCCAGCACUUGGACCACGAUAAAUUCAACUUUUCUCACAUCAUCUCGGAAAUGUCGUAUGGCCCGUACUACCCAUCGCUCGUCAACCCUCUCGAUCGUACCGUCAACUCGGCCAUUGUCCACUUUCACAAAUUCCAGUACUAUCUCUCCGUGGUCCCCACCGUUUACCUCGCCAACCGCAGAAUCGUCAACACCAACCAGUACGCCGUCACUGAGCACAGCAAGACAAUCUCGGACCAUCAGAUCCCCGGCAUCUUUUUCAAGUACGACAUUGAGCCCAUCCUGCUGAGCGUGGAAGAAAGCCGUGACGGAUUCUUGUCUUUUGUCAUCAAGAUUGUCAACAUCUUCAGUGGCGUCAUGGUAGCUGGCCACUGGGGCUUCACGCUGAGCGACUGGAUCCGCGAGGUCAUUGGCAAGAGGCGCCGGAGCAACGGCGGUGUUGGUGUUUUGGGCAACAAGCAUGGCUUUGACGAGUAACAGUGGCUCGUCUUGAUACAGUGGUUUGGGUUGGACGCAGUGUACAUACUAGAUGGAGUGCAAAAAGCUUCAGAUUGGGUUAAAUGGGCGUUGCCGGAGUAUGAUUUUCUUGCUUUUUCUUGGCAUUUUGUGUCUGUGGAUUUUUUUUUUUCUGCUUUGACAGAUAUUAUAUCAUAGCACAGGUAUCUCGACGUAUAAAGCUUGUACUUUUGAGUUUUUGAGGAACACCUAUCAAACCAGGCAUACGUAUCGAACAGCCAUUCUCGGCAUGUCUCAGCGAAAUCGACCCUUGCAACCAGCUGAGGAUCUCGGGUCGG
Messenger RNA from Trichoderma atroviride IMI 206040, 1707 nucleotides. RefSeq lists its product as uncharacterized. The record is from RefSeq and is a predicted model, not a curated record. Gene Ontology annotation, cellular component: membrane; endoplasmic reticulum; COPII-coated ER to Golgi transport vesicle. Gene Ontology annotation, biological process: retrograde vesicle-mediated transport, Golgi to endoplasmic reticulum; endoplasmic reticulum to Golgi vesicle-mediated transport. NCBI's taxonomy places the organism in Eukaryota, Fungi, Ascomycota, Sordariomycetes, Hypocreales, Hypocreaceae.